This is a messenger RNA of Annulohypoxylon maeteangense, 1761 nucleotides long. Its product is annotated as putative efflux pump. Gene Ontology annotation, molecular function: transmembrane transporter activity. The record is from RefSeq and is a predicted model, not a curated record. The coding region runs from base 1 to 1761 and encodes 586 amino acids. The transcript is spliced from 5 exons. NCBI's taxonomy places the organism in Eukaryota, Fungi, Ascomycota, Sordariomycetes, Xylariales, Hypoxylaceae. Gene Ontology annotation, biological process: transmembrane transport.
AUGACGACAAACGACGCCGGCAUUGUAGGCGGGACGAGAAACGAAAAAAAUAUACCCUCGUUGGACGGGUCAGAGGAUUCGACUAGCUCUAUCAUCAAUAUGGGAGAUUCAGCACAUACUCCUGUUGGCGACCCUAACCAGGAGAAGAACCAGGAACUCACAAGACAUACCACGGCUCUGUCCCAUCAUGGGGAAUCUAUACGACAGAUUCAGACUCGAGAAGACGGUGUCGAGUACCCUGGCGGCAUGAAGCUCUUCUUGAUCACUUUGGCAUUAUGUCUAGGCGUCUUUUUGAUGGCUCUCGACAACUCCAUCAUCGCAACCGCUAUUCCUAAAAUCACAGAUGAUUUCCACAGUCUACCCGACGUGGGUUGGUAUGGGAGUGCCUACCUGUUGACCACCGCCGUCCUUCAGCUUCUCUUCGGAAAGUUCUAUACCUUCCUGAGUAUAAAAGUUGUCUUCCUCGCCGCUAUCAGCGUCUUCGAGAUCGGAAGCUUGAUAUGCGGAGUCGCUCAGAAUUCAUUGACGUUGAUCAUCGGCCGUGCCGUUGCUGGCCUAGGCUCUGCUGGCAUCAUGUCCGGCGCUUUCCUCAUUCUCGCACAUAGCGUUCCCCUUGCCAAACGACCAAUAUACACCGGUCUCAUCGGCGGCAUGUACGGUAUUGCAUCAGUGGCAGGUCCCCUAUUAGGUGGUGUAUUCACCGACAAAGUGACAUGGAGAUGGUGCUUCUACAUCAACCUCCCAAUCGGCGCCGUAACCAUGCUCACCAUCCUCGCCUUCUUCCCAGAACCAAAACGCGACAUCCCCCAAGACGAAACCCUAACGCAGCGCAUCAAGCGCUUCGACCCCCUAGGAACCAUCCUCUUCAUGCCCGCCGUCAUCUGCGUGCUCCUCGCACUACAAUGGGGCGGGACAACCUACGCAUGGAACAGCGGGCGCAUCAUCGCGCUCUUCGUCGUCUUCGCCGUCCUCUUCCUCGCCUUCAUAUACGUGCAGUACGUGCAGCAAGAAGACGCCACGGUGCCUCCCCGCAUCUUCAAGAAACGCACCAUCUGGGCCAGCAGCCUGUUCGGCUUCAGCGUCGGCUCCGGCUUCUUCAUCAUGGUGUACUACAUCCCCAUCUGGUUCCAGUCCGUCCAGGGCGUCUCCGCCGUCGACUCCGGCAUCCGCAACCUGCCGAUGCUCAUCAGCGUCGUGCUGUUCUCCAUUGGCGCGGGUGCUAUGGUCACUGUUUUCGGGUACUACGCUCCGUUCAUGAUCCUCGGCACCGUUGUCAUGUCUAUCGGUGGCGGGUUACUGUCCACGUGGAAGCCGGACGUCAGUUCUGGCGUCUGGAUCGGGUACCAGAUCCUCUUCGGCGCGGGGGUCGGCAUGAGCAUGCAGCAGCCGCUCAUGGCCGUGCAGACCGUCCUCGACAUCAAGGACGUGCCCACCGGCACCUCCAUCCUCGUCUUCGUCCAGACUAUGGGCGGCGCAUUGUUCGUCAGCGUCGGCCAGACUGUCUUCGCGAACAAGCUCGUCCAGGAACUCGCUGUCAACGUCCCCGGCCUUGACCCGCAAGUCGUCUUGAAUGCCGGCGCGACGAACUUGAAGCAUAACCUGUCCCUUGACGUCAUCCCGAGCGUUAUCCUUUCGUAUAAUAAUGCGCUGACGACGGCGUUUGUUGUUGGUACGGCUUUGUGCGCUUUUACGGUCGUUGGGAGUGCUUCGGUUGAGUGGAAGAGCGUUAAGGGUAAGAAUGUUGAGGCGGGUGUUGUAUAG